AUGGCGUCUUAUUCGGAGGAGGAUCUGUGCUGUUCUAUCUGCCGUGACAUCUUCAAAAAUCCUGUGAUUCUGUCAUGUAGCCACAGCUUCUGUAGAGCCUGUCUGCGGAGCUGGUGGACAGAGACACGGGCCCCCAAGUGUCCGAUCUGUAAAAAGAAACCUAAGUAUGAACCUCCUUGUAACUUGGUGUUAAAGAACCUGUGUGAGAACUUCUUACUGCAGAGAGACCAGAGAGCAACAUCAGACUCUGAGGGUCUCUGCAGUCUGCACUCUGAGAAACUCAGACUCUUCUGCCUGGAUCAUCAGCAGCCAGCAUGUCUCAUAUGCAGAGACUCUAAACUACACAGUAACCACUCAUUUAGACCCAUCGAUGAAGGUGUGCAAGAUCUCAGGGACCAGCUCCAGCAAAUCCUGAAACCUUUACAGGAGAAACUGAAGAGUCUCACUGAAAUCAAAGAGAGCUGGGAUAAAACAGGGAAAUACAUCAAGGCCCAGGCUGCAAACACAGAGAGGCAGAUAAAGCAGCAGUUUACGAAGCUUCACCAGUUUCUACAAGAGCAAGAAGAGGCCAGAAUCUGUGCUCUGAGGGAGGAAGAGGAGCAGAAGAGUCAGAUGAUGAAGGAGCAGAUGGAGGCUGUGAGCAGAGAGAUAGAAGCUCUUUCAGACACAGUCAAAGCCACAGAGGAGGAGCUGAGAGCUGCAGAUCUCUCAUUUCUGAAAAACUACAAGGCCGCAGUGGAAAGAGUCCAGCAGCGCCCCCUGCUGAAGAAUCCCCAGCUGCCUUCAGGAGCGCUGAUAGAUGUGGCCAAACACCUGGGCAACCUGAGCUUCAACAUCUGGAACACAAUGAUGGAUGUUGUCUCCUACAGUCCUGUGAUCCUGGACCCGAACACUGUUAGUCCAGAACUCAUCCUGUCUGAAGAUCUGACCUGUGUGAAACGAAGAGAGAAGAGGCGGCUGCUUCCUAAUAAUCCAGAGAGGAUUCGCUACCCUUACUCUGUCCUGGGUUCUGAGGGCUUCAACUCAGGGACUCACAGCUGGGACGUGGAAGUCGGGCAGAACACAGGCUGGGAUGUAGCUGUGUUUGAGGAGUCUGCAGACAGGAAGGAAGACUUUCACUCUAGACUGUGGAGACUCGAGCUUUGGAAUGAUAAAUACAGAGCAUACACCCCGUCAGGUGAAGGUGCUGAUCUGUCAGUCAAAGGACAUCCUCAGAGGGUCAGAGUCCAUCUGGACUGGGACAGAGGAAAACUGUCAUUCUCUGAUCCUGACUCUGAUACACUCAUACACACCUUCACACACAUUUUCACUAACAGACUGUUUCCAUUCAUCUGGACUCAGGAUUCAUCCCCUCUGAAGAUUUUACCUGUGGAGAUCUCUGUACCAGUGAAACAGUAAAGCCAGAGAUGAUGAUGAUGAUGAUGAUGAUGAUGAUGAUGAUGAUGAUGAUGAUGAUGAUGAUAAGGAGGAGGAGGAGGAGGAGGAGGAUUUUCAAGCUCACAGGAUCAAACUCUGAAUCUUGUCUCAGUCUAAAUGAAGUGUAUUUUCUCUCUUCCUCACAGAGUUGCCCACAUGUGCUGAAAUUUCUGUUGUCUUCUUAAAUCAGUGAAGGUGUUUUAAAUCAGUUGAAGGUUUUUAACUAACUGACUGAUGGAUCCUCUUCAGUUUGCAUACCGCACAAGAAGGGGUGUAGACAAUGCAAAAAUCUUAGACACCCUCCACGAACACUUGGACUGCCCUAAAACCUCCUCUUUGUUGACUUCUCCUUGGCAUUCAGCACCUUCCAGCCUCACAUCCUGGCCAACAAACUCUCCUCCUUCCACCUGGAUGACCACCUCAUCCUGUGGUUCCUAGGUUUCCUCACCCACACAACUCAACUGGGUCGCAGGAGGGCUGUGAGCUCUACCUCCCAGAACUCUGCUGACUGUCUAUGA
This is a messenger RNA of Xyrichtys novacula (pearly razorfish), 1934 nucleotides long. NCBI's taxonomy places the organism in Eukaryota, Metazoa, Chordata, Actinopteri, Labriformes, Labridae. The record is from the annotation of a GenBank genome assembly.